AUGGAUUCGUUUGUAUUUUCAGGUAAACCUCCUCAGCAAAGAAUCAUAGGAGGCUCUGUGACUACAAUAGAGAAUUAUCCGUUUGCAGUAGCAGCCUUACGACUAAGUGUAGCGCCUACAUUAGCCUGCGGUGGUGUAAUCCUUAACAACAGAUCUGUCCUAACAGCUGCACAGUGUUUUUAUGGUACUUCCUCAUCAAAUUGGCGCCUAAGAAUAGGAUCCUCAUUUGUAUACAGUGGUGGUUCUGUUUACACUGUCUCCAAUCUGAUAUAUCAUCCAGACUUCCAGAUAUUCUACCAAAAUAACGUUGGUAUAUUCAGAUUAUCGUCUCCAAUAGUCUUUGGUGACAAUGUACAGCCUGGAAGAUUUGCGAGCGCUAACUAUAUAGUAGCUGACAAUGAACCCGUUUGGACUUACGGGUGGGGCGCUACAUCUUACAAUGGCCCCAUCUCAAAUCAGCUGAAACAUGUCCAAAUCCAUACAGUGAAUCAAGAAAUUUGCUGGAAUAGCUAUAACAUAAUUUCCAUUUCUGUCACUGAAAAUGAAAUGUGCGCGGGCAAUUUUGAGCAAGGUGGUCAAGAUCCUUGCCCAGGCGAUUACGGUGGUGCUCUACUUCAUAAUGGCAAUGUCGUUGGUAUUUCAUCUUGGGGUAGUGUAUGUGGCUUCCGACAUUAUCCAGCUGUUUAUACUCGUGUACCUAGAUUCAUCGAUUGGAUUGUGGCUAAUGCAUAAAAAAUACACUACUGUGUAGAUUACUACAAAACAUAUAAAAGAAAAUCUGCAAUUUAAAUGGAUAAAUGUUUAAUUUGACUUUUGUUAAAAGCACUUGUUUAUUAAAUUAAAUUAUUCUAA
Molecule: messenger RNA, 852 nt
Organism: Melitaea cinxia (Glanville fritillary)
Lineage: Eukaryota; Metazoa; Arthropoda; Insecta; Lepidoptera; Nymphalidae
Product: trypsin, alkaline B-like
Exons: 3
Coding region: 1-732 (243 amino acids)
Biological process (GO): proteolysis
Molecular function (GO): serine-type endopeptidase activity
Source: RefSeq, a predicted model, not a curated record